GGCCCCCGGGGGCCCCCCUCCCAGCGGAGAAGCAGCAGCAGCAGCAGCAGCAGCAGCAGCAGCAGCAGCAGCAGCAGCAGCAGCAGCGCGUCGGGGGGCCCCUGCUGCUGCCGAGGCCGGUGAAUCUUGGGGGCCCCCCGCCGCUGCCGGGGCCCCCUGGGGGCCCCCCGAGGCCCCCUGGGGGCCCCCCGGGGUCCCCGAAGGAGCGGGGGGGCCCCCCGGGGGCCCCCGAGGCGCGGGGGGGCCCCCCGGGGGCCCCCGAGGAGCUGGGGGGCCCCCCGGGGGCCCCUCUUUGGGGUUUUUGGAGGCAGCCCACCACCAGCAGCAGCAGCAGCAGCAGCAGCAGCAGCAGCAGCAGCAGCAGCAGCGGCGGCGGCGGGGGGGGGAACAACGUGCUGCUGCUGCUGGACAUUCAUUCCCACUCUUCGAAGGAAGACAUCUUCAUCUACGCAAAUGCUGCUGAUAUGCCCCUAGCCCCCGAGGGGGCCCCCGCGUUUGAGGGUUCAGAGGCGUGCACUGCGAAGAUUCAAAAGUGCAAAGAAGGCACUGGAAGAGUUGUAGGGUUUAGAGAAUUGGGAAUUACUUCUUCCUACACUUUGGAGGUUUCGAGUUUUGGCCACGGGGACCCAAACCCUAGGGCCUGGCUCAGCGCCUUCGGCCCCGAGAUAGCCAAACGGAGGCCCUCUCUUCCUACAGAAGACAGCGAAGUGACGGGGGCCCCCAGGGUUUCCAAGGAGGGGCCCCAAGGAAGACCCUCAAUCACAAGCAAAAGCCCUUCUGCUGCUGCUUCGGGCCUUGAGGAAGUAAACCACAGGGGCCCCCAAACCCCUUUGGGGGCCCCUGGACAAGGAGGGGGGCCCCCCACCCCAGAAGACCAGCUGCCCAGGGGGCCCCCUAGCAGCAGCAGCAGCGGGGCCCCUGCGGGGGCCCCAGGGUCUCCGGGGGCCCCCGGGGCCCCGGGGGCCCCCGGGCCCCCGGGGGCCCCCGGGGCCCCCGGGGGGCCCCCUGGGGGGCCCCCCGCGCUGCAGUACUUUGAUGCAGGGUCUUUGCUGCUGGCUGGAGUGUCUGUGGGCUUGGCCCUUCAUGACUGGGCGCUGCAGCUGCUGUGGGGGGCCCCCUUCCUGCUGCAGCCGGGGGGCCCCCCAGCAGCAGCAGCAGCAGCAGCAGCAGCAGCAGCAGGAGGAGAAGGGGGGGCCCCCCACUCCUGCCUGCGGUGUGCGCUGCUGCAGACGGGGGCCCCCCUCCCCGCAGCCCCCCCCAGUACCCUCCCGAGGCCCCAGGGGGCCCCCAAGAAAAGGGGGGCCUCCAGAAGGAGACAGGGUUCAGCUGUACCCUCCAGGGGCGACGAGGGGGCCCCCACAGCCAAGAUUAGGGGCCCCGGGGGCCCCGGGGGCCCCCGGGGGGCCCCCCUAACCCGCGAGGCUUCCCUGAGAAAGUUGACCCUGGGCUUCCCUUCUGCAGAGGGGCCCCCCUUAGAAGGGGCAGGCAGCAGCUAUUUCCUGAGUGUGGAGGAAGCAGCAAGAACAGCAACAAAUGCUGUUUGCAAUUCCCUUAGGUACUUCGCAGCAAAAGAGUCUGCUGCUGCUGCUGCUGCUGCUGCUGCUGCUGCUGCUGCAGGGGAGGGGGCCCCUGCAGAGGGGCCCCCAGCCAGGGGCCCACGGGGGCCCCCAAGGGCACAAGAUGGCUUUGUGCUGCUUGACCCACAAGAGCUGCUGGGGGCCCCCCGGGGGCCCCCCCAGCACUGUGUCUCCUCGCGAAGAGACAAGAGCAAUGGGGGGGCCCCCAAGCUGCCAAAAAGAAGGGCUUCAGCAGCAGCAGCAGCAACAGCAGCAGCAGCAGCAGCAGCAGCAGCAGCAGCAGCAGCAGCAGGGGGCCCUAGGGGUACGCGCUCAGCAGAAAGGCUGGGGUCCCCAGUGACUCUGGAGCCUCCAGGGCCCCCAGAGCCCCGGGGGCCCCCAGGGUCACCCCCAGGGGGGCCCCCAGGGGCCCCUCAGGGGGGCCCCCAGGGGGGCCCCCGGGGCCCCAAAAAUGGGCCUCGGGGCCCCAAGGGAGGCAGCAAAAGGGCAGCAGCCCCGCCGCUACGGCAGCUAGCCACAGCAGCACUGAGGGGCCCCCCUAGCAGCAGCUGCAGCAGCGCGGGGGGCCCCCCCAUGAGGGGCCCCUCUCUGGGGGGCCCCCCCUUGGGGGGCCCCUCCAGGGGCCCCCGCAUGUGCUGCCAAAGUGAAACUCUAGGACCCCAAAUUGUUGCCACAGCACUUCAGGGGGGCCCCCAGGGGCCCCCCAACGCUUUAGAAGAAGCCCCCAGCUACUCACAGGGGCCCCUGGCAGAGACAGAGGGGGGCCCCCCAAGAGGGGCCCCACAGAGGGGCCCCCCUAGAGGGCCUCAGGAGGCUCGUCAAGCAGCAGCAGCAGCAGCAGCAGCAGCGGAGGCAGCAGCAGCAGCAGCAGCAGCAGCAGCGGGGGCAGCAGAGGCAGAGCCUCCUCUGCAGGCGCAGCAGCAUGACACCCAAAAGAGGGCCUCCUGGGGGCCCCCCGGGGGCCCCCUGGGGGCCCCCUGUAGGGGCCCCCUGUACCCUGGGUGGGCCCUUAGCCGUAUAAGAGCUGUUGCUGCUCAAGUAAAUGAAGAAAGACUGGGGCCCCUUUUAUUCCAGGCCGACGCCCUUGGGGGCCCCCCGAGGCCCCUUCAGAGGGCCCCUCUGGGGCUAGGGGGCCCCUCAAGCAACGCAGCGAUGAUGGGGGCCCCUGCAGCAGCAGCAAAGAGCCUCAAGAGGUGGGGGUUUCAGGGGGUACUGCCCCACCGAUCACCUAAAGCCCCUAGGGGCCCCCUGGGGGCCCCGGGGGCCCCCGGGGCCCCUGGGGCCCCCGGGGCCCCCGGGUCACCUGGGGGCCCCCUGGUGGCUGCUGGGGUAUGGGGCGAGGCAGGGGGGGCCCCCGAAGGGGCCCCCGGGGGGCCCCUAGAGCUCGGGGGUCUCACUAUUAAACAAGUGACCCCAAGUGCGAGGCCCCCAAGGGCCCCCAAGCGACGGGAGUACCUUCGCAUAGGGUCUGGUGGGGGGCCCCCCUUUGUAGAGGGGGGGGGGCCCCCUAGGGUCCUGGAGGGGGGGGGCCCCCCAGGGCCCCCGGGGGCCCCUCUAAAGGCAGCUAAAUAG
Eimeria necatrix is the source of this 3149-nucleotide messenger RNA. RefSeq names its product zinc carboxypeptidase, putative. The record is from RefSeq and is a predicted model, not a curated record. The transcript has 7 exons. NCBI's taxonomy places the organism in Eukaryota, Apicomplexa, Conoidasida, Eucoccidiorida, Eimeriidae. The annotation marks the transcript as partial.